This is a messenger RNA of Chanos chanos (milkfish), 2720 nucleotides long. It is a transcript of the gene strn4, whose product is annotated as striatin, calmodulin binding protein 4. Gene Ontology annotation, molecular function: calmodulin binding; armadillo repeat domain binding; protein phosphatase 2A binding. The record is from RefSeq and is a predicted model, not a curated record. Bases 1 to 2322 code for a protein of 773 amino acids. Gene Ontology annotation, cellular component: dendrite. The transcript is spliced from 18 exons. NCBI's taxonomy places the organism in Eukaryota, Metazoa, Chordata, Actinopteri, Gonorynchiformes, Chanidae.
AUGGAGGCGGAAAGAUCCGGCGGGGUUCCAGGCGGAACGAAUCCGAACUCUGGAGCUAGCGGAAUGGGGCGAAAUCCAAACGGGCCGAAGACUGUACUCGGACCAGCGAGUACAGCAGCGGCCGCCGCGGCAGCUGCAGCAGCAUCAACAGCCGGGGCGAUGCCCAUAUCCUCCCAGCCUCGGGAACCACAAGACGGGGAGGCAGGCCUAUCUCUUCCUGGGAUCUUGCACUUCAUCCAGUACGAAUGGGGACGCUUCCAGGCCGAGAAAUAUCGCUGGGAGGCCGAACGGGACGAGCUAAGGGCACAGGUUGCGUUCCUGCAGAAUGAGAGAAAAGGACAGGACAACAUGAAGCAGGAUCUGGUGCGACGGAUUAAGAUGCUGGAGUAUGCUCUUAAACAAGAGAGGGCCAAACACCAGAAGCUGAAGAUGGGAAGCGAUCAGGGGAGUCCGGGGGAGAAGAAAGCGGAAAUGGAGGCUGAACAAAUUCCCAAUGGGCCCGCUGAGCCCGACGCGGAGCCGGCCAAUCAGAUGUCUUGGAAGGAGGGACGGCAGCUAUUGCGCAAGUAUCUAGAGGAGGUGGGCUAUUCAGACACUAUUCUGGACAUGCGUUCUAAGCGUGUCCGGUCACUGCUGGGCAGAAGCAGUCCCGAAGCCAACGGACCUCCUCCAAGUGAACCGCCUCCUGAACCAGAACCUCACGGAGGAGGAGGAGGAGGGGAGUCGCUGCUGGUCCGUCAGAUAGAGGAGCAGAUCAAGAGGAAUGCUGGGAAGGAGAGUUCUAAAGAGCGGAUGGGCGGCUCCGUGCUGGAUAAGAUCCCGUUUCUUAGGGGCUGUGAAGAUGAUGAUGAGGAUGACAGUGAUGAAGAUGACGAUUUCCAGGGCAUGGCCACGGACUGCAUCGAUGGGCCGCGCAAGAAUAAGAAGUCACGUGUCAAGAUGGGUGGUGAGGCCAUGACGGCGGAUUUGGAUCCUGAUGAUGAUGAGGAUGAAGACGACUCAGAAGACGCGCUGAGUGAAUUUGACUUUCUGGGGUCGGGUGAAGAGGGAGAGGGUGCCGGAGAGGCUCGGAUCUCUGGAGACGGCCGUGAGUUAGAGAACCGCAGGAACAAGCUUCAGGGCAUGAUGUCGGAUUUUCCCCCCAAACCCACCCCACCCCCAUCUCUCCCGGGCCAGCCUCGCUCCACUGAUGGGGGCGCUCUGGGCUUCUCGUCCGACGUCUUCAUCCUGGAUGCGGUUGGCGGAGGCGACAUGAACCUGGGCGAGCUUGCUGACCUCACGGUUGCUAACGACAACGACCUCUCAAUUGAUCUGCAGGACAGUCGAGAGGAUUUUAAGAAGACGUGGAACCCUCGCUUCACGCUCCGCAGUCAUUUCGACGCUAUCCGCGCCUUGACCUUUCACCCCAGCCAGGCCGUCCUGCUGACCGCCUCAGAGGACGCAACUCUCAAACUGUGGAACCUCAACAAGGCCAUGCACUCCAAGAAAAAUGCAGCGCUGGACGUUGAGCCUAUUUACACCUUCAGAGCUCAUAGCGGAGCUGUGCUCUCUCUUGCUAUGGGUGAAGAAGGAGAUUCCUGCUACAGUGGAGGUCUGGACGGAACUGUUCGCUGCUGGAAGAUUCCGGACCUCAACGUGGAUCCUUAUGACAACUAUGAUCCCAGUAUUGAGAGCAGUGUGUUAUCGGGGCAUGAGGACUCCGUCUGGGGGCUUGCCUACUCCCCCACACUGCGACGCCUGGCCUCCUGCUCGGCAGAUGGAACAGUCCGGAUCUGGGACCCCCAAAACUCCUCCCCUUGUCUCUCUGUUUUCAAUAAGGAGAAAGAGCAUGGCACUCCCACCUCAGUUGCCUUUGGGAACGUCGAUCCUUCCCAGGUCGUCGUGUCCUUCGACGGGGGCGAGACACUGCUCUACGACCUCAACACGGAGCAAAGCAUCAUGGUUCUGGAGAGCCAAACAAAAGAUGGCAGUGAGCUGAUAAAUCGUGUGGUCAGUCAUCCAUCUCAACCAAUUUCCAUCACUGCUCAUGAGAACCGUACCAUCCGCUUCCUGGACAACAAGACAGGGAAAGUGAUUCACUCCAUGGUGGCUCACCUAGACGCAGUUACAUGCCUCACAACAGACCCCAAAGGCACUUACCUCAUCUCCGGCAGUCAUGAUUGCUCGGUGCGGCUGUGGAUGUUGGAGAACAGGACUUGUGUUCAGGAGAUCACAGCCCACAGGAAGAAGCACGAUGAGGCGAUCCACGACGUGGCCUUCCACCCGGCCCAGCCCUUCAUCGCCAGCGCCGGCGCCGACGCCCUCGCCAAGAUCUUCGUCUGAACGAGCGCGGACAGACCUCACGCCUUCCCUCUUCCUCACAGGAGAGACACCUCCAUGGCUUGGCCAGCAGAGUGAAUCUUACACACACACGCACACGCACACGCAAACAGACACAAACCCACGUCCACAAAAGCAACACCAGGGACCAGUGCUCUGCUCACCGCUGUCUGUGUGGGAACCAAACAGCUCAUUUUUCUACAGACCUUUAGCUUGUCAGCUGCCUCUGCCUUCGCACUUGUUCAUUUGUAUCACAGGGGUUUUUUUUUUUUUCCUUCUUCUUCCUCUGCUCCCUCUAUGGAACUUGACUAAUACCACACGACAAUAUCCACUUAUUUUUGUUUCUGUUUGCUAACGGUUAACAGUGUGUGUUCAAGCAAUUUAAAUGGGACUAACACACA